This is a messenger RNA of Cryptotermes secundus, 1354 nucleotides long. RefSeq lists its product as uncharacterized. Lineage: Eukaryota; Metazoa; Arthropoda; Insecta; Blattodea; Kalotermitidae. The record is from RefSeq and is a predicted model, not a curated record. Bases 9 to 650 code for a protein of 213 amino acids. The transcript is spliced from 4 exons.
CAAAUGUUAUGUUGGGAAGCCUGGGGAAGGAAUUUCAGCUGGUGGUGACAGAACAUGAGGAUAUGAUAAAGCAGCUUCUGAUCCAAACAUAUCCUAUUCUGUCAGCUACAGGGAGACUGGAUAAGCAUAUAUAUUACUCUGAGAUGGCAAAUGCCUUUCAGAAGAUGGAGGAGAUAUGCAGCUAUAUUAGGGCCAUGUUAGAAGGUGCAGUAAACCUAUGGUUGUGUGAGUGCAGCACAAGAUGGAAUUAUUCAGACUUUGAAAACUUGUAUGUGAUUCAAGAGGAAGUAAAGAAAGAGUUAUGCCAACUAAAUCCUGGACCCCAGGCUUCUUGCUUGCAAGAUGGCAGAGGUCCAUCAGACAGGAAUAAAACUCCAAUGAUGAAGGCCAAGGCAUUGUCACUUUCUGAUUCCCAGCUGGUGACUGAACCAGUAUGUGGGAGGUUAACUGCAGAGGCUCAUCUCACAAUGAAGAACAGUGAGAAAGAAGCUACAGAGAUUCCAUGUUUACUGGAUUUGAAGAUAACACCACCUCGACAGGAAGGAACUAGAAAAAUUCCAUGCUUACUAGAUUUGAAGAUACCAGCACCUUGGAAGAAAGGAACUAGAAAAAUUCCAUGCUUACUGGAUUUGAAGAUACCAGCACCUUGAUUGAAAGAAAUUAGUAAAAUUCCAUGCUUAAGAAUGUUCCUAGAAUGGCCCUUUUGUCAUUUCCAGGUUUUGUAUUUGAAUCAUUAUUGCUAAGGUAAGCCAGGUCAAUCGUUUGUCUGAAGUGAGAUAUGAAUGUUUGUGUUGAGCAGAACUGAGCAGGCAUGGCCAUUAGCUUUCUGAUGAUCAUCAAUAUCCACUCUCAGAGAAGACUUGGCCAAGAAUGAACGAAUAACCAAAUUAAUAAAUAAGGGAUGGACCUCGACUGGUAUUUGCACCAUAACCAUCUGUAAUCUAUUUCAAUCCUUCAACAAUUCCGCACUUCAAAUGGUGUGUAGCAUCUUACUUAAAGGGGUGUUUUGGUGGUCAGCUGGUUCCAUAGUAGUGAUCCAUGUGAAGGAAUCUUAAGUAAGCUGCAGCCUUACAAACAUGUAGGAUAUGCGUGGCUGAUUCAUCUUUUCCAGGCACCUUUUACAAAUAAGACUGUUGGAUAAUCCUAAUUUGAAGAAGUGUCUAUUCAGGUGACAGUGCAAUCUAAGUAGUCCUUUCACUCAACAUAACUGGUUUUUAUUUAGUUCCAGUAGUUUCUAGUUCUUCCAGCAGAGGGUCCAUAUGGGAAUCUAAUUGUAUGUUUGAGUCUUGUUAAAGAUGCCUAGUGUUUUCACUGGUCUGUAUUUGUCAGGCUCCUGACAUCCUUGGCAUUCCCU